GGGUCUGUUUUAUUCCAGUCAUGACACUGGAUAGUCUCGAAGGAGUCGUCGUGACAAUCGAUAACUCUCUGUUAUUCGUACAGAAUACUGUCAGAUCUCCUACACAGAUACAGAGCUCCCAUUAAACAUGGCCGGUCAAGCUCUACAAUUGGUCGCAUUUGCGGGCCUUGCAGCUCGUGUGCUAGGCGCUGGGUUCCGAACCGUUGGCUCGUCAGGCUGCACGCCACAGAUGGUCUUUCUUCAGCCCUACACAGACAACGCCAUCUUCAUAGACAAUUUCCACGCCAACUAUGGCGGACCUGGCGUCAACCUCCAGACCGGUGCCCAUUCGACGACCGCAUACGUGUAUGAUGGGACCAACGUGCCAGUCUUUGGCACGUCGUAUAAUUGGCGGACGAAUGCGCUGCGUAAGCUUCACCCCGUGACCAACACGUUUUGCUCUGCCGGUGCCUUUUUUCCGGACGGGACGUUGGUGAACCCGGCGGGAGCAGAGCCAGACGCGGCGAACGGGGUGGGCGAUGGGUUCAAUGCCCUCAGGUUUUUCGCUCCUGGGCCUUGCUCGACGCAGUGUACGAAUGACUGGGUCGAGAACAGCCGGAAGCUGCAGGUCAGACGGUGGUAUCCGACGACGGUCAACCUCGUGAAUGGGGACAUUGCUGUCGUUGGGGGCUCGAAUGUGGGCGGGCUUGUGCUGAAUGAGGCCAAUAUCAAUGUUCCGACGUAUGAACUCGUCUUGCAGAGCGGCACGCCCAAGGCGCCUGUGACACUGCCCAUUCUGCAGUUCACGACUGCGGAAAACAUGCAGCCCAACAAAUCGUACAAUCUCUAUCCGAUCCUCCACCUCCUCCCCAACACCCGCAACGCAAACGAAGUCUUCAGCCUGGCCGGCAACCAAGCCGUGAUCUGGGACUACUCCCUCGACCGCCUCGUCAAGACCCUCCCCAACACGCCCCUCCAACCCCGCGCAUUCCCCUCCUCAGCAACCAGCGUCAUACUCCCCAUCACCAACAACGCCCUCUCCCCCACAAUCCUCCUCUGCGGCGGCUCCAGCGCCGACAUUCCAGACCCAGUAGCCCUAGACGACUGCUACACCAUAUCCCCCUACGCCACAACCCCAACCUGGACCCCAACCGACCGCCUCCCAAACGGACCCCAAACAAUGACCGACGCAAUCCUCCUCCCAGACGGCACAACCCUCCUCAUCAACGGCGCCCACCGCGGCUCCGGCGGCGGCUUCCAGGCCGACGACCCAGUCCUCGUCCCCCUAAUCUACAACCACUCCGCCCCGCUCGGCUCCCGCUUCACCUCCCAGCCCGCAACCUCCAUCCCACGCCUCUACCACUCCACAGCCACCCUCCUGCCCUCAGGCGAGGUCCUAGUCGCAGGCUCCAACCCAGCAGUCGGAUACACCGCCGUUGGCGCCGUGCCCGGCGGCUGGCCGCUCUUCUCAAACAACGGCCACCAAGCCUUCCUGCACCAGCAGCAGCGCCAGAAUUCACGCUACCCAACCGAGUACCGCGUCGAGAUCUUCGCGCCGCCGUACAUGAGUGCUUCGUCGCGGCCUGUGCUGACGACCGUGCCGGCGAGUAUCGGGUAUAACAGCGGGUUUGCGGUCGUGGCGUCGGGCACGACGGCAGCGGGGGCGGAUGUGCGGUUUGUGCUUGUGCGUACGGGGUUCCAUACGCAUGCUGUGGGCAUGGUGCAGAAUAUGGUUUAUUUGAGUGCGGUGAGGGGCACUGCGAGUGGGGCGUUUACGGUGACGUCGGUGCUGAAUGGGAGUGUGAUGCCGCCGGGGGUGUAUUUGUUGUUUGUGGUGGUGAAUGGGGUGCCGAGUGAGGGGAAGUGGGUGAAGCUUGCGUAGUUGGGAUGGGAGAGGGGUGGGAGGUCGUGAUGUGUACCUUUGUAUCUGAUCGUCUCAGGAUAAUGUCAUUAUCUCUUUCCGCUAUUGGAAUAAUGGGUGCUAUUAUGCU
Molecule: messenger RNA, 1970 nt
Organism: Pseudovirgaria hyperparasitica
Lineage: Eukaryota; Fungi; Ascomycota; Dothideomycetes; Acrospermales; Acrospermaceae
Product: DUF1929-domain-containing protein
Exons: 5
Coding region: 128-1861 (577 amino acids)
Source: RefSeq, a predicted model, not a curated record